Seriola aureovittata is the source of this 2703-nucleotide messenger RNA. RefSeq names its product ephrin-A2-like. The record is from RefSeq and is a predicted model, not a curated record. The transcript is spliced from 4 exons. Lineage: Eukaryota; Metazoa; Chordata; Actinopteri; Carangiformes; Carangidae. Gene Ontology annotation, biological process: ephrin receptor signaling pathway; osteoclast differentiation; axon guidance. Gene Ontology annotation, cellular component: plasma membrane. Gene Ontology annotation, molecular function: ephrin receptor binding. Bases 991 to 1656 code for a protein of 221 amino acids.
AGCAGCAGUGAGGAGCUGAGCCGGUAACCACACCAAACGCUCCUCCUGCAGCUGCAACUAAACUUUCACUCGCUUUUUCUUUCUUCUUUGUUCGUGUGUUUUCGGACUCAGUUCGCUUCGGUUCGAUUUGCAGCGGCAGAACGAAGAGCGCGAACCGCAGAAAGUUUGAGUCCGGGAUCAGAGAGCGGGGAACCAGGGAGCAGAGACCCGGAGACCCGCUCCUGAUGCGGACUGACGGCGGGGUCUUGAACUUUCACAGCGGCUCCAAAGAAACGGAGAGCAGCGGGAAGGCGGCGGGGAGGCGCAGCGGAGCCCCGGAGAGCGGCGGCUCCUCCUCGGUGAUAUUUUAGACUGAAGUGUCGAGCUGUUACAUAAGAGACACAAAGAAGACAUAAAUCCUGAAUGAGAGCUCCGGGAGCUGGAGCGGAGACUGAUCUGGACUUGGACGGAGGGAGUUGAGUUUCCAGCAGAGAGAGCAGGACGCACAUGGACGAACUGAUCCUCUGUGUGCGCACGGUCCUGCUGCGGCUCUGAUCCGGCCCUGAUCCGGCUCUGAUCCGGUCCUGAUCCGGUCCUGUCUGAGUGAAGAUGAAACUUUGGGACGCGUCCUCCUGCUGGACCUGGAUUAUUGUGAAUUUACCGGUUUCUGAGGACGAACCGUCUGCGUGAAGGUUUCCCGUCUCACAGAAGAAGAAGAAGAAGCUUCAGCGGCCGCGCAGCUGAAGAUCAUGGAUCAUUAUUUUUAUUAUUGUUGUUAUUAUUAUUGUUAUUAUCACACUGCAUGCUGGGACACACCAGUUAAACACCAGCGCUAAUAAUCGAUGAUUAUUGAUUAGUUAUUGAUGCUCCGUGCGGAUCAAACUGAAUAAAGCAACAGUUCUGCUCUGCUGAGAACCCGGACACUCACAGUGUUUAAUGUGUUUGGGUUCUGGUCCUGGUUCUGGUCCCUGCGGGUCACAGCGCGCUCACAGCUGAAGAGAAGAGACGCGGAUGUUCGCCGCGCCGCCGCACAUGGAGCGCUCCGGGCGGCCGCCGCUGCCGCUGCCGCUGCCGCUGCUGCUGCUGCUCGGCCUGCUGCUCCGACUGUGCUCCGCCGUCACCGACGACCGACUCUUCUCCGACCGGUACGCGGUCUACUGGAACAGCUCCAACCCCAGGUUCUUCCGGGGGGAGUACACGGUGGAGGUGGCCAUCAACGACUACCUGGACAUCUACUGUCCUCACUAUGAGGGGGCGGAGUCUGCCGAGCGCAUGGAGCACUAUGUGUUGUAUAUGGUGAACUACGACGGCUACACCACCUGCGACCACCACAGGAAGGGCUUCAAGCGCUGGGAGUGUAACCGCCCCCAGAGUCCCAGCGGCCCCCUCAAGUUCUCCGAGAAGUUCCAGCUGUUCACGCCCUUCAGCCUGGGCUUCGAGUUCAGGCCGGGCCACGAGUACUACUACAUCUCGUCUCCACAUCCAAACCUGGCCGGGAAACCCUGUCUGAAGCUCAAAGUCUACGUCAAACCAACCAAUGACUCGGUGUACGAGUCUCCGGAGCCCUUCCUGACAGACGACACCACCGGUGGCUGCGGCCUCGCUCUCCCUCGCCUCUCCCUGCUGUUCGCUACGUCGCUCGUCCUGCUCCUCAUCCUCCUCCUCCCUUCCUCAUAGCACUUCCUCUUCAUCCUCCUCUUCACCGUCCUCCAGUCGCUCCGAGGAGAAAUGACCGACCCGAGGCGGGAAACCGAUCCGGCUCCUUCUCCCCGACCUCUGACCUUCACCUGAACUCUGCUCAGCAGCUCGGCCAAUCAGAGGAGGCGGAGGUCACUGCUGGAUCGUCUCUGCUCUGAUGAUGUUUCUGACUCCUUCCGUCUGACUGACAUCUCUCUGACACAUGUUGUUUCUUCUUUUAAACUCUGGAGACAAAACUUCACUUUUCUACAAAAUCCUCUUUUUAAUUGAACAAAUAAAAACAAACUUAACGAGCCACAUCAGUGUUUCACAGGUUUCACCUACAGAAACAAACGACACUUUUUACAUGAAAUCUGGAUCUUUUUAAAUAUUAGAAAGAUAGUGCAGAAGAAUAUGAAUAAAUUAAUAAAAUGAAAUAACCUUUAAUGACUUUGUGUAAAAACACAGUGACUCUCCACAGUCACAUGCUGAACAUUAACGUCAACAAUUGUUGUGAUGAUUAGACAGUGAACACACUGAUUUUCAUAUUGUAUGUGAAUGAAUGGAAAUCAAUGAGAAAAGAAAAUACAUCAGAAACUGCAGAUAAAUUCUCUGCACAACACAUAAUACACACACACACACACACACACACACACACACACCACACACACACAUAUAUAUAUAUAACAUCUUCAGCUGUAAUAUCUAUUAUCUCUAUAUACUAUAACUAUAUAUAACAGGUUGUGAUCAUUCAUUAAAAAAUCUAAUCUGGCGUUAAACAGCUGAAAUAAACACUGGUCUUCUCUUUAAGUUCUGAUUAAUAAUCAAACCGAUUGAUCCAGAUGAUCAAGUAGAAACAUCAUGUGACUGUGUGUCGGCUGACAGACGACUCAUGGAGCCUGAACUCAUCAGGCUGAUCUUCAUCUUCAGCUCCGGACGUCUCAUCAGACAGACAUCAUCAUCAUCAUCAUCAUCAUCAUCAUCAUCAUCAUCAUCAUCAUCCAGUCUGCAUGAACACCAGCAGAAACAGACUCAGCAUCAGCAGUU